Messenger RNA from Daktulosphaira vitifoliae (grape phylloxera), 3783 nucleotides. RefSeq names its product gamma-aminobutyric acid type B receptor subunit 1-like. Gene Ontology annotation, biological process: gamma-aminobutyric acid signaling pathway; G protein-coupled receptor signaling pathway. The coding region runs from base 160 to 2730 and encodes 856 amino acids. The record is from RefSeq and is a predicted model, not a curated record. Gene Ontology annotation, molecular function: G protein-coupled GABA receptor activity. The transcript has 15 exons. Gene Ontology annotation, cellular component: membrane; G protein-coupled receptor heterodimeric complex. Lineage: Eukaryota; Metazoa; Arthropoda; Insecta; Hemiptera; Phylloxeridae.
ACAAAUCGCCCAGUCGUAGUGGCGAAACGCAAGCUAUGUGGUUGACUCCGCUCUUUGUUAGAACUUUCCAAACAAAAUUAUUAACCAUGAUCGUCAUUAUUUACAUAUAAUUUAAUAAAACUACGACCUCCACAGGUCGAAUAUAAAAUCAGUUACAGUAUGUUGUUAAAUUUCAUAUUACUUUUGUUUUUGUUGAUUUUCAUCAGCGUACAGUCUUCUCUACAACACGAUGAUAAAGUGUUACAUAUCGGUGGCAUCUUUCCUAUUAAUGGAAAAGGAGGAUGGCAAGGAGGACAAGCUUGUGAGCCAGCUGUCCGGCUUGCUUUAGAAGACGUUAACAAGAAUAGUGUCCUAUCUGAAUAUCAACUCAAGUUACAUUGGAAUGAUAGCGAAUGUGAUCCUGGACUUAGUGCUUCGGUUUUGUAUGAUUUAUUAUACAAUAAACCACAAAAGCUAAUGUUAUUGGCUGGUUGUAGUACUGUGUGUACAACAGUCGCAGAAGCGGCCAAAAUGUGGAAUUUAGUUGUUCUUUGUUAUGGUGCUAGUUCGCCAGCAUUGUCAGAUCGAAAUCGUUUUCCUACAUUAUUUAGAACGCAUCCUUCGGCUACCGUCCAUAGCCCAACCAGAAUCACGUUAAUGAAAAAGUUUGGAUGGUAUAGGAUUGCAAUUCUUCAACAAACUGAAGAGGUGUUCAUUUCUACAAUGGAAGACAUAGAAACACGUUGUAAACAAAAUGGAAUUGAAAUAAUUACAAGACAAAGCUUUCUAAGUGAUCCCACCGAUGCUGUUAAAAAUUUACGAAGGCAGGAUGCAAGAAUCAUUGUAGGACUAUUUUAUGUCGUGGCUGCCAGAAAAGUUCUUUGUGAAAUAUAUAAACAGCAAAUGUAUGGAAAAGCUUAUGUUUGGUUCUUUAUAGGAUGGUAUGAAGACAACUGGUUCGAAGUUAAUUUGGAUAAAGAAGGUGUUGAAUGUACUAAAGAACAAAUGAGGAUAGCUGCGGAAGGCCAUAUCACCACUGAAGCUUUAAUGUGGAAUCAAAAUACUAAUCAAAAAACAGUAUCUGGAAUGACAUCAGAAGAUUUUCGUCAUAGAUUGGAAAAUGUUUUAAGAACAGAAGGAUAUGAAAUUGAUCGAGGUCGUUAUCCUGAAGGUUAUCAAGAAGCACCAUUAGCUUAUGAUGCCGUAUGGGCUGUAGCUUUAGCUUUCAAUAAAACUAUGACAAUAUUGGAGAAACAAGGAAAAUCAAUUUCAGAUUUUAAUUAUAACAAUAAAGAAAUCGCCGAUCACAUUUAUUCGGCAAUAAAUUCAACACAGUUUCUUGGAAUAUCUGGGCGUGUGGCAUUUAGUUCUCAAGGUGAUCGUAUUGCGUUAACUCAAAUUGAACAAGUUAUCGAUGGAAAAUAUGUAAAAUUAGGAUACUAUGAUGUACAGUCUGAUAAUUUAACAUGGUUCGAAAAAGAAAGAUGGAUAGGCGGGAAAAUACCACAAGAUAGAACUGUUAUUCGCCGAGUUUUACGAACGCUUUCUAUACCAUUGUUAAUUUGCACAUGGAUAGUAACAACUAUUGGAAUACUAAUAGCCAUUAGUUUAAUUAUGUUUAAUGUACUUAAUCAUCAUCGACGAGUUAUAGCUCAAUCUUAUCCUGCUUGUAAUACAAUAAUGUUAUCUGGAUGCGUAUUGAGCUUAAGCAGCAUAUAUUUAUACGGUUUAGAUGGUCAAAUAAUUUCGCCUGCUGUUUUUCCAAAUAUAUGUCAGAUCAAAACUUGGGUACUUUCAAUCGGAUUCACAUUAGGUUAUGGUGCUAUGUAUAGUAAAGUUUGGCGCGUUCAUAGAUUACAUACAAGUCAAAAAAAGAAUGCUAUUAGGAAAGCAUUGCAACCGUGGAAAAUGUAUUCAAUUGUAAUGUUUUUAUUGGCUGUUGAUAUUACAAUUCUAUUUUUGUGGCAAUGUAUGGAUCCAUUAAAGCGUAAUAUUCAAGUUUUUCCAUUGGAAAAUCCUCUCAACAGCAAUGACGAUGUUAAAAUAAUGCCCGAAUUAGAACAUUGCAAGAGCGAAAAUCAUAAUUUCUGGCUAAGUUUAACCCUCAGCUACAAAGGAUUGCUUUUAUUGUUUGGAUUAUUCGUUUCAUAUGAGACCAGAAGCGUUAAGUUAAGACAAAUUAACGACUCGCGCUAUGUGGGAAUGUCAAUUUACAAUGUGGUGGUUACUUGUUUGAUAACAGCUCCUGUAAUAAUAGUUACUGCAUCACAACAAGACGCUAGUUUUGCUUUUGUAUCGUUGUCUGUUAUAUUUUGUUGUUUCCUUUCGAUGGCUUUAAUAUUUGUGCCGAAAGUAAUUGAAGUAAUUCGUGAUCCACAUGAUAAACCUGAAUCAAAGUACAACCCCGACGCUGGAAUGUCAAAAGAAGACGAAGAUAAAUAUAAGCGUUUAAUUGAUGAAAACAAACAACUUGCGCAAAAAAUUAAAGAGAAAGAAGAACGUCUCAAACAAUUAAAAGCUGAUUUGGCUAGCUUGAGGGGUGAUCCAGAUAAGACUGAAUUAAAGUGGAAUGAUGAAUCACAGCUGACUGAACAUUCGUUUUUAUCACAGUCGGUAAAUAAAGAUACUUUAAUUGUAGCAGAUUUCAUAACUGGCGAAGGUACAUCAGAUUCAGCAUUUAUUGCUGGUACGACUACUUCUUAUUCUAGAGCUAGCGCUUCCGAUGUCGAGUUUUCUGAAUCAUAUCUGUAAACCUUUUUCCUAUCUAACAAUUUAUUGAAAAUGAAUUUUGAACCCAAUCGACCAAAUUCAAUCAUUUACUUAACAGGGUGUUUUAAACAAUUUCUAUUUCAAAAAUGGUAUUCGUUUAUUUAUAGAUAGAUCUUCAGUAUAUCAUUUUAAUACGCUCUACAUAGAAAACUAGAAAACAGUCUUCUCAAUAAAAAAUUAUAAAUCCAAUAACACUAUUACCAGAUCAUAAUCAAUAACAAAAAGUAAUCAUCUAAUUUAAAAGACUAAAAUUUAGCAUUCUAGUAAUACUGACAUUUUCUGAAAGUUCCACGUAAUUGUUGGUAAUUAAAACAACUUAAUAUUACAAUAAUUACGCCAAAUACAAUUUAUUAAACAUUAAUUACAAUCAUUGUUUUUAAAACAACGUACAACAAACACGGUUUAUAGGAAAUAUAUGUGCAUGUGUUGUUUUAUUUUUCUAAAAUUUUAUAUUGCUAAUUUAUUAUAAAAAUUCUUUGAAUAUUUUCGAUUAUUUUAUUUUAUUGAGAUAAAAAUAAUAGAUUUUUUUUUAUGGCUUAUAAAGAUAAAUAGUGUAUGCUUAAUAUUAAUUAGUAAUAUCUACCAAACAAUAUAUUGUUACAAUAAAAUCUUUAUUUUUACUCCAAAACUUUAUAAAAAGUCACAUUGACAUUAUUAUUGAAAAUUAAUCAUUUUCCCUUUAAUUUAGGUGUUUAUCUAUUAAAUAAUAUGUAGUGUAGAUAUUAGCACCCAUCAGACUUAAUAUUUAUUGUCAUCAAAUAUUUUUACUAGUAAUAGACGCUAUGUGCGCAGUUUUUUAGUUUGAAAUCUAAUGGUAGAUAGUUACACUACUUGAAAAUUUUGUUGGGAAACUUAUUCAAAAAUUAAUCCUGCAACUUUAAUUUAGCCAUAAAAUAUUAAAUACUAAAUUACAGUUGCUCAUUUUCUUAAACAUCUCUUUCUAAAUGAAAAACAUAUCACAAUUUAAUUGUACAAUAAAUAUACAUGACAAGCUCUUAUAUUCUAUGAAACUAAUAAUAAAAUAAUAAUUUAAAA